AUGCACACCUUCGAGGACGGAAGAGAAGAGGUCGAGGUUCGAAUCCCGCUGCCAGCAGAAAUCAAGGCUUCAGAUGUUGCAAAGCGCUUGUCCAUUGACAUACAGGCGAGCUCCGUCAAGGUGGCAUGGAAGGAAGGCGCCGCCGCCCCACUGUUGAACGCUCCUGAUCUGUACGAGAAGAUCCGACCGUCCGAUUCAGCCUGGUACAUCGACGGCUCCAUACUCGUCCUGACUCUGACGAAGCAGCACCCGCAGAAAUGGCCCGCCCUAACCGACACCGAAGCCUUGGAAAAGAGGUUCGGACCCAUCCGAACCUCCCCGAACAAGGCUGCAGGUUCGUCAGCAGCAUCAGCUUCGGCAGCAGCCGCGGGGAAUGGAACUGCCAAAGCAGGCGCGGAGCAGGCAGGGGCGGGGGGAGGGGCGAAGGGGGGAACGGGAAAGGCGGAGGGGAAGGGUGGGGAUGGGGCAGGUGAAAAGAAGGACGGGGCGGCAGCUUGGGCUGCCCGGGAAAAAGUCAACCGGCUGCUGAAAGCUGCCCAAGACGGUGACGUGGAUGGGCUGAAACAAGCCGUUGCUGUGAUGAUUGCGGAUGGGAAAGCGCAGGAGAAAGCGGAGGGGAAGGCGGAAGGGGAGGGGGAGGGGAAGGCGGAGGGGAAGGUAAAGGGGAAGAAGGGGGGAGUGGAAAUGCUUUCAGAGUUUGAUGUAGAUGAGAAGCUCAGUAGUGAUACUGCAGCUGCUGCCGCCGCGUCUGCUGGUGGUGGUGAUGGUGGUGCGGGUGACAGUAACGAGGGGAAGCUUGCAGUAGAGGAAGCAAGGGAGGUGCUGGAGGAGGUGAGGGACGCCAAUGGCCGCACGGCCCUGCACUUUGCAGCCAGCACGGGGCAUGUCGACGCGUGCAGGUAUGUGGCUGGGUUAAGGAGGUACAUGGUGGAGGAGAUAGGCGUGCCGGUGGAUGUGAAGGAUGACGAGGGGGAGACGCCACUCAUGCUGGCAGCGAGGGACGACCACUCAGAGGCUGCCACGUGGCUGGUUGAGCACGGGGCGGCUGUUGCCACGUCAGCGGAGAAGUCGGGCGCGCAGGCGAUACAUCACGCAGCGGGGCAUGGUUCGGUGAAGAUUCUCGAACUCCUAUUGGACCACGGCGCCGACCCUAACGCUCAGAGCGACGCCGGGCCUCCGCUGCUGUGGGCGUGCGGACACGGCAAGGUGGCUGCAGCGGGUGUGCUUCUAACGAGGGGAGCCAAUCCAGACACGCCCAGCGAGGAUGGCGUGAACUCGCUGCUCACCGCCACUGCUGCCGGGGAGACAGAGAUUGUGAAACUGCUGCUCAAGCACGGCGCGCAGCCCAACCCAGGCGGUCCCCCUCUCCCCACCAACGCUGCAGCAGCAGCAGCAGCUGCUGCUGCUGCUGCUGCUGCUGCCAAUGGAAGCACUGCUGCCCCGUCCUCACCUCUCCCCUGUGUCACCUCCACCACGCCUCUCAUUGUCGCUGCCGACGCGGGCAACACACCCGCUGUCUCCGCUCUCCUUGCUGCCGGUGCUGAUGCAGACAGGCGGGACGAGGAUGGCAUGACGGCACUAGACGCUGCUGCUGCUGCGGGGAAUAAAGAGGUUGUCGGGUUGCUGCUGCCGGUGACUCAGCGUCCCGCUGACGUGGCGGAAGUCGAUUGGACGGUCGAUGGAGUGAUGAAACGGGCGGCGGGAGCAGGAGGAGCAGGAGGGGGAGGAGCAGGAGGGGGAGGAGCAGGAGGGGGAGGAGCAGGAGGAGGGAAGAAGGGAGAGGCAUCUGCAGGAGGAGGAGGGGGAGCGGGGGGGGUAGGGGCACCACCCCUUGGUUCUGCUCUGUCUUCGGAUGUGGCUGCAGCAGUGGCCGAGGCCAAGGCAAGGGGAGACGCAGCGUUCAGAUCACAGCAGUUCCAGGAGGCUGUUGAUGCAUACACUCAGGCAGUGGAUUUGUACCCCAAGGCGGACUUACCAGCAACCCCAGCGGACGACAGGGUCAUGAGAGGCACUCUGCUGGCCAACCGCAGCAUCUGCUGGCUGCGAUUGGGACAGGCGCCCCUCGCCCUGGCAGACGGACAGAUGAGUCGAUCUCUGCGGCCCGACUGGCCCAAGGCUUACUUCCGAGAAGGGACUGCCUUCAGAGCGAUGGAGGCGUACUUCCGAGAAGGGACUGCCUUCAGAGCCAUGGAGGUGAGUGGGUCUGGAGCCAUGGUGACUUUUGAGUCGACUCAAAAGUCUCUUCCAAGAAGGGACUGCCUUCAAAGCGAUGGAGGUGAGUGGGUCUGGAGCCAUGGGUGCAGUGCUCGGGAGGAGAAGAGGGGGAGAAGGAGAGAGAAGAGGUAG
Molecule: messenger RNA, 2346 nt
Organism: Closterium sp. NIES-65
Lineage: Eukaryota; Viridiplantae; Streptophyta; Zygnematophyceae; Desmidiales; Closteriaceae
Source: the annotation of a GenBank genome assembly